Molecule: messenger RNA, 982 nt
Organism: Cariama cristata (Red-legged seriema)
Lineage: Eukaryota; Metazoa; Chordata; Aves; Cariamiformes; Cariamidae
Gene: NFYC
Product: nuclear transcription factor Y, gamma
Exons: 5
Source: RefSeq, a predicted model, not a curated record
GAAGAGGUGCGUCAGGCUGUGACCCCAGCCGAGCCUGUACAGUAUUAUUUCACUCUUGCUCAGCAGCCUGCUGCGGUGCAGGUUCAGGGGCAACAGCAAGGACAACAGACCACCACAUCCACGACGACUAUCCAGCCGGGACAGAUCAUCAUCGCCCAGCCUCAGCAAGGGCAGGUUGGAGAAGGCCAGCAGGUACAGAUAGUGCAGGCCCAGCCGCAAGGACAGACCCAGCAGGCUCAGAGCGGAACUGGGCAGACCAUGCAAGUCAUGCAACAGAUCAUCACCAAUACGGGAGAAAUCCAGCAAAUACCGGUUCAGUUGAAUGCUGGCCAGCUGCAGUAUAUCCGCUUAGCCCAACCUGUGUCAGGCACCCAGGUAGUCCAGGGGCAGAUCCAGACGCUUGCAACCAAUGCACAGCAGAUAACGCAGACGGAAGUCCAGCAAGGACAGCAGCAGUUCAGCCAGUUCACAGAUGGACAGCAACUUUAUCAGAUCCAGCAAGUGACCAUGCCUGCAGGCCAGGACAUCACCCAGCCCAUGUUCAUUCAGUCCACCAACCAAACCUCAGACGGCCAAGCCACACAAGUGACAGGGGACUGAACAGGAACGCUGUAGCAAGUCUUCUCUCUGCGGGGAAACGAACGCGUACCAGCGUGAUGUCUGCCGUACCAACCUGGUCUGGUGAAUACAUCUGCUUCUGUGUAUCUGUACUUGAUAUUAAGCCUAUAGUAGGCUGCAAUCUCCGGUGCACUAUACGCCUUCCUCUGGUGGGUAUGAGAGAAUAUCCAACAGACACUGACAAGAAUGCAAUAUUUUUAUUUUUAUUUUUAGAAAUCCAUAUUUCAGUGUAUUCAGCUGCUUGUUCAAACCUGUAAAACUGAAAGAGAACUAAUCAAAAGGAAUUUGUAGCAUCUCAUUGAACAAUGCGUAAAACGUUUUUAUCUAGUAGAACUAUUAAAGGGUACUGCAUCUGGUUUGUUGC